Molecule: messenger RNA, 1677 nt
Organism: Nezara viridula (southern green stink bug)
Lineage: Eukaryota; Metazoa; Arthropoda; Insecta; Hemiptera; Pentatomidae
Source: the annotation of a GenBank genome assembly
AUGUUUGGUCUUGAUUCUGUAAGAAAUGUUAUUUUCAGAGCCGGAAGGUGUUUGGGAUCAGUUGUUGGGCGACGACUCAAGUCGACCUGCAAAGAAUCUAAAAAGGAAGAAAUAGCGAAGUACAUCAAGUGCAGAAGGGACGCGCGGCUGUCGAUAUGUCUUGUAGAGGAUGGAACCGUCCAUCCAUGUUGCGAUCCUCCGAGGGUCAUUAUCAUCGGUGCCGGUAUGGCUGGUCUUUCAGCAGCUAACCGACUUCUUCAGUGUGGUAUAGAUAACUUCGUCAUCCUGGAAGCAACGGACAGGCCUGGAGGUCGAAUUCAUAGCGUCUAUUUGGGCAACGUCGUUGCUGAGUUAGGGUCCGUCAAUAUUUAUGGAGGAUCCAUUAAGAAUUCGGUCUACGCUCUAGCGUCAAGAGAGAAUUUGAUAUCUAAGCACGCCUACGAUUAUCCUAUGGGCCGUGGCAUCUGCAUGACAAGCAAGGGGGUCGUAGUGCCCAAGCUGGUCGAUGCUACGGCGCCCAUCAGCAUGGCCAUGAUCCAUCAGCAAGCCCUCGAUAUCUACGGGAAAGACACUGGCGACGUCGGCAGCCUCUGGGACUUCUUCGUCACUAGGAUACAUCAAGAGUGCUCCCUUUACCCAGAACGUCUCAAGAAGUACGCAGCGAGAUACAUGCUAGCAAUAACCAAUGACAUCAGAUACAGGAUGGGUAGUGACUUAAGUAACAUAUCGGCCAGCCAGUUCGGUAGCUACGUCCCAUGUCCGGGAACAGACAUCAGGAUCCCGACCGGAAUGGUCGGAACCUUAGCGCCGCUACUUAGGACCAUGCCGACCUGCGAUCACAUCCUUUAUUGCAAAGUUGUAAACAAAAUCAUCUGGACUGAAAAACUUUCUGAUAAAUCAGACAGAGUACAAGUUGUCUGUACUGAUGGCAAAGUAUUUCAUGGAGAUUACGUGAUUUUAACUAUGUCUUUAGGAGUCCUCAAAGAAAAACUUGGUAUGAUUGUACCUCCCCUGCCGUCUGUGAAAACUGAUGCUAUCAAGAAAAUGGGUUUCGCAAACAUCAACAAUAUUUUCCUAGAGUAUAGUAAUCCGUUUUGGUUGUGGAAGAGCGGUACUUUACGGGUUGGUUGGUCUCUGAAGGAGUUGAAUACCAGGAAAACUUGUCCAGACUGGACAAAAGCUGUAGGAACAGUAGACGAGGCUUCUGGAUCUCAGCAAGCAUUGUUCAUGGGAGUGUCUGACCAAGAGGCGGAUAUAGUGGAAAAACUUAGCGAUGUGAAGAUAGCGGAGGAUGCUACCCGAUUAUUGAGGACGUUUACCGGUGAUGCUACUAUCCCUUACCCUGAUAAUAUUCUAAAGUCGGCUUGGAAGUCAAGUCCCUACUUCCGGGGAGGGCGCCCAUUCAUACCGACUGGGGCGACGGUGGUAGACCAGUGUGCCCUCGCUGCGCCAGUGCCCGACUCGAAGCAAUUCAUUCCUGCUCUGCUCUUCGCCGGAGAUGCUACUGCGCUCGGGAUGACCGGAACUAUGCACGGAGCCAGGGCAAGCGGAGUGAGAGAAGCAGACAGGAUAUUGGAACUCACUCGUAUGGCAUCUGGAAGACCGAAACCUAGCAUGUUAGGAGAAAUGGGAUGGAAUAAAAAAUCUGAAAAUCAGAAAAUGGCUGCGAAUAACUGA